Molecule: messenger RNA, 3193 nt
Organism: Erinaceus europaeus (western European hedgehog)
Lineage: Eukaryota; Metazoa; Chordata; Mammalia; Eulipotyphla; Erinaceidae
Product: probable cystatin-15
Exons: 4
Coding region: 51-434 (127 amino acids)
Molecular function (GO): cysteine-type endopeptidase inhibitor activity
Source: RefSeq, a predicted model, not a curated record
UUGCUGCAGCUUUCAAGAGUUACUGGCCUCCAGGGCUGACUCUGCACAACAUGUUCCCAAAGGUACCGCUGCUCCUUCUGGGGUUCAUUGCUCUAGGGCUUCGAGUCUGCAGUUUUGAAUAUGAGGAUAUCAGUAAGUUGUGGCCUGACUUCACCAUGUGCGUGGAGUACGCAGUGUUUCGGUACAACCAGGCACAGUCAGAUAUAUUCGCCUACAAGCUGCUGUGGGUGCACCGCAGCCAGCGCAAGCAAUUUACUUGGACAUAUUUAAUGGACUUGGAGAUGGGCCGCACAAUUUGUAAAAAACAUGACGAAGACAUCGACAACUGCCGUCUGCAAGGAGGCCCAGAAAAAAAAGUGGUGCGCUGCACUUUUGUGGUGAAUGUUAUCCCUAUGACGAGUGAGUUCACCCUCUUGAACAGUACCUGCCUGUAGAUAUAGGUCAUCUCUAUCAGGAACAACACAAUAGACCCCUUUGUGGGCCCCCAUAGGACCUUGCCCUCAACUUGGAUCAACAAUGGUAGAGAAUGUUCCAUCCUCCAAAGGGAGACUGGAAAACAUACUCUAUGCUACACCUGAGGAAGGUGGGUCGAUAUUAGGGCAGCUUGGAACAUUCCUACUCAUGACCACAGAAUGUGAGCUCAGAUCUACAGGGAUGUAGAGGUCACAUAGGCUCCUAAGCUAAUUAUGGGCCCCAGAUCACAUCAAAUUGAUGGAGUUUACAGUCAACAAUAUUUAUACCCCUUUCCCAUAUUAGGGAGCUACUCUCUUCCCUGAUCCAGCUUUCUGGUCCUUUUUCCACCCAUGACAUCAUCUCCCCAGACAAUAAUUAGGAUUCACCUGCAUAUCAGAUUUCAGGCUCAGGCAAAAAAAAAAAAAAAAAAAAAAAAUCAGAAAAAUACCACUAUUAUAGCUACAGACCCUUUGAAAUGUAACUGAAAUAUGCCUACUAGCUAUCUACAAAAUGGAGGACCCCCAACACUUCAUCUACACUAUUCCAACCUUUAGGUCCAUGAUUGUUCAACAAUUUGUUUGGCUUUGUAUGUUAACUCUCUUUUCAGCCACCAGGUUCCAGAUACUAUCAUGAUGCCAACCAGACUUCCCUGGACAGAGGACACCACCGAUGUGUCCUGGAGCUCCACUUCCCCAGAGUCCCACCCUACUAGGGAAAGAGAGAGGAAGGCUGGGAGUAUGGAUUGACCAGUCAACGCCCAUGUUCAUCGGGGAAACAAUUACAGAAACCAGACCUUCAACCUUCUGCAUCCCACAAUGAUCUUAGGUCCAUACUCCCAGAGGGAUAAAGAAUAUGAAAGCUCUCAGGGAAGGGGAUGGGAUACGGAGAUCUGUUGGUGGGAAUUGUGUGGAGUUGUACCCUCUUAUACUAUGGUUUUGUUAAUGUCUCCUUUUUUAAAUAAAUUUAAAAAAAGAAAAAAAGAAAACCUUGGUGGACAUAGUUAAAACCAAGCAUUAAUUUCCCUAAAAUAACACUGAAGGAUGUAAAGAAGAACUAACAAAACACUACAGAAAAUGAAUAGGGCACCUUCCAGAUACCAAGUUGCAGACAUUACCAUGAUACCAUCCUGACUUCUCUGGGCAGAUGAUCUCACCAAUGUGUCCUGGAACCUCACCUCUCCAGAGCUCUACCCUACUAAGGAAAGACAUAAAAAGGCUGGGGGUAUAGGUUGACCUGCCAACACCCAUGUGCAGCAGAGAAACAAUUACAGAAGCCAAAACUUCUACCUUCUGCACCCCCAAAACAAUUUUGAUCCAUAAACCCCAGUGGGGGAGAAGUGAUAGGAGGAAGAGGAUAAGAGGGCUCUGAACUCCAGCUCCAUCAGGACUCAGAGAGAAAGAAGGAAAAAGGGAGGGACAUUUGGAUGUAGUAAUAGGGCUGUUGUAGCUUGGAAGGAAAGAGAGGUUGGGAAGAAAUGGGGCAAUUAUGUGCAAAUGUAGACAGACAGUUGUAGAGAUGAUAGUUAACCCUUGGGAGAACUGCUGUGGCUUGCAAUGGAAGGAUUGGGGAUUUACAACUUUGGUGGUGGGAAUGGUGUGGAAUUACCUCCCUGCUGACAUGUAAUUUUGUAAACCAAUAUUAAAUUGCUAAUAAAAUAAAAAAAAAAAACAGGUAGGACAUCCAUAAAGAAAAAUAUCAAACAUACAUGAGAAGAUAAUUAAUUUUGCUCUAUUAAAAAGAAUUGUUUUGUCCAGUUAAAGAAUAGCUGAGUGGGGCCCACCUGCAGGCAGGAGAGCUUUGUAAGUGGUGAAGCAGUGUCGCAUGUGUCUCUAUAUCUCUCUCCCUCUCUAUCACCCCCUUUCCUCACCCCCUUUCCUGGCUGUCUCUGUCCAAUAAAUAAAGAUUUAAAAAAAAAAAAAAAAAGAAUAGCUGAGCUGCAGGCAGAAAAAUAGAGAAGCAUAGGUUGUCAAAUUCUGGUCAAAGACUCUUAAGCAUCUACUGUACUUCACUUGAGUGCUAGUUAGAAUUCCAGGCUUUCAGGCCCUGCACAUUCCUGCUAAGUCAGGACCUACAUUUUUCUGAGCUUCCUGGGUGGCUCAAAUGCACUAUGAUAUUCAGGAAGCAUGGAGACAGACCAUUGCUUCUCAAACAUAGCUGCACUUUGUAACCCUGUGGAAUUUUUUUAAAUGUUGACUUUACAGAAAUUUGGUGGUGGAUGCAGAAUGAAACCAUACUGCCAUAAUCUUAUAAUAUUUUAAUUUUUAUUUUAUUUAGCUUUUUUUUAUAGCCACUGACGUUAUUACUUAGACUUGAGGCCCAACACUAUGAAUCCACUGCUCCUGGCUGCCAUUUUUUCCCUUUUAUUUAUUUUUUUCUCUUUAUAUUUUAUUUGAUAGGGUAGAGGGAAAAUGAGAGGAGAGAAGGAAGUGGAUUGGAAGAAAGACAGACAGCUACAGACCUGCUACACUACUCUUAAAGAGUUCCCCCUGUUGGUAGGGAAGUGGGAGCUAGAACCUCGCUCCUUGCACAUGCACUCAACCAGGUACAGCACCACCCAGGCCCAGUCUUGUAAUCUUGCAGCCAUUCCUUUUUAAGUCACUAAUAAAAAAUUAAAAAUAAAAACAUAAAUAAAUAAAAGUCUGACUUCCUGGACCCUCCUCACAGAUUGACUUACUAUUAUUAAUGUAUUUAUCAUUGGAUAAAGACAAGAGAAAUCAAGAGGGAAGGGAAGAUAGAAAAG